Molecule: messenger RNA, 1152 nt
Organism: Triticum turgidum subsp. durum (durum wheat)
Lineage: Eukaryota; Viridiplantae; Streptophyta; Magnoliopsida; Poales; Poaceae
Source: the annotation of a GenBank genome assembly
AUGGAGCUCGUCGGGAGUUGGAGGAAGGUGAUGCCUUACAUGGCCAUGGUCUUCCUGCAGUUCGGCUAUGCCGGGCUCUUCCUCCUCUCCGUCGCGUCGCUGCGCCAGGGCAUGAGCCACUACGUCCUCGUCGUCUACCGGAACGCCAUCGCCGCCGCUGCCAUGGCUCCCUUCGCGCUAUGGUUUGAGAGGAAAACAAGGCGCAAAAUGACCCUCUCCCUGUUCUACAAGAUCGUUGCUCUGGCACUACUCGAGCCAGUCCUUGACCAGAACUUCUUCUACAUAGGAGCCCGUAACACGUCGGCGAGCUUCUCUUCGGCACUCACCAACGUAUUGCCUGCCGUAACAUUUGUAAAUGCCAUCCUGAUCAGGAUGGAGAGAAUAAACAUCAAGGAGCGGCGGAGCCAGGCGAAGAUCGCCGGCACGGUGAUCACAGUCGGCGGAGCGCUGCUCAUGGUACUCUUCCGCGGCCCUGUCCUCAACUUCCCAUGGACCAAGCAUGCCGGAAGCCACGUCGUUGCCGACACGGCCAACCACAGCAGCGGUUGCUGGCUCUUGGGCAUCGUCAUGAUCCUGUUGAGCAGCUUCUGCUGGUCCGCCUUCUUCAUACUCCAGUCGCACACGUUGAGGAGUUACCCGUCCGAGCUCUCCCUGACCACGAUGAUAUGCGUCAUGGGCGUCGUGCAGAGCGGCGUGGUUGCGCUGGUGAUGGAGCGUGACACCAAGGCUUGGGCAAUUGGAUUCGACAUGAGGCUCGUCACGGCCGCCUACUCCGGCAUAAUGUGUUCAGGGGUUGCUUAUUAUUUGCAAGGGAUAGUUAUCCAAGAACGGGGGCCAGUGUUUGUCACUGCCUUUUGCCCUCUCUGCAUGAUCAUAGUGACUGUGCUAGGCUCCUUCAUUCUUUCCGAGGUGAUCACAUUGGGAAGGAUCACCGGUGCAAUGAUUAUUGUUGUUGGUCUCUAUGCUCUCAUCUGGGGCAAGAGCAAAGACCAUGUGAAUCAAGUUGAGCGCAAUGACAAUUUUGAAAAGCACAACUCUUUUGAGCUACCGUUUACUACCACCACCAUUACCAAAGCAAGCAACCUUGAUAUGACAAUCACCGUGGCUGCAUGCAGCAACGAAAGCCCCAUGGAGAAUCAACUUACAAAGUGA